Messenger RNA from Drepanopeziza brunnea f. sp. 'multigermtubi' MB_m1, 2361 nucleotides. RefSeq lists its product as uncharacterized. Gene Ontology annotation, biological process: transmembrane transport. Gene Ontology annotation, molecular function: transmembrane transporter activity. The record is from RefSeq and is a predicted model, not a curated record. Gene Ontology annotation, cellular component: plasma membrane. NCBI's taxonomy places the organism in Eukaryota, Fungi, Ascomycota, Leotiomycetes, Helotiales, Drepanopezizaceae.
AUGUGCGAUACGGCCACGAGCAGCGUCAAAGCUUGUUUGCCCCGACCUCAGCCGUGCGUCAUUGGAGGGGAUGGUGGGGUCUUUUGCCGAUCACGCUCGUUUUUUGGCAGGAACUCGCUAUCUGAUGGGCACACAGAGUUUGAAGAAACUCAAGAAGAAAAGGGACGGCCGACGAAAUGGAGCAUGGGAGUCUUGAAUGACCCUCAUACCCACGAAGUUCCCGGCUCCGUCCUGCUCCUCACUGGUGACCACAACCAACCCCUCGGACUGCGAAACGAACCUUCCAGGACAUCUUCCUCUUCCUUGCCUACCCAGCCCAACCAGAGUAGACGACAAUCCCACUAUACGAAGCCAUCAUACGGGAAAAAGACGACGCCAGAUGGCAAGAUCAUCCUUAAUCCACAGCCAGAAGAUUCAGACAAUGACCCGUUGAACUGGCCAAAAUGGAAGAGAGAUGCUGCGCUUCUAUCCUUGGGAUUAUUCUGCAUGGUAGGAGGAGGUAUGACACCCAUUUUGGCUGCAGGCUUCACCAACGUUGCCACGACUUAUAACGUCACUGUUCCUGAAGUGGCUCUCACGACUGGACUGUACAUGAUGGGCCUUGGUGUCGGAUCAGUCUUUGCUUCUCCAACAGCAAUCCUCUAUGGGAAACGACCGGUGUAUCUGGUCGGUGCACUAAUUUUCAUUGCCACGUCACUUUGGUGUGCUGCUUCUCCAAGCUACAUCUCACUGCUUGUUGCCCGUAUAUUCCAAGGAAUCGCUGUCAGCCCAGUCGAAUGUUUGCCUUCGGCUACCAUCGCCGAGAUCUUCUUUCUUCAUGAGCGUGCAUACCGACUUGGUAUUUACACGCUGCUGCUUCUAGGUGGCAAGAAUCUGGUCCCACUUGUCAGUGCUGCCAUCAUCCAAAGGCUUGACUGGAGAUGGGUUUUCUGGAUCGUGGCGAUGGUUGGAGGGUUCUGCGCGAUCGUGCUGUUCUUCUUCGUGCCAGAGUCAUUCUGGGAUCGAUCUCCGGUUCCAAGAAGCCGGAGAAACUCCAACAAUGCAUCUAGACUGUCCUGCCUUUCAGGGCUGAGAUCACACAAACCACCGCCGCGGCCGCCGAGCGCUUUAGACAAGCAGGCGGAUGGUAACCUUGAUGACAUGGCUCAAGAUAGACCGCUAUCGGCUAUACCUAGUAGAUUUAUUGCAAGCAAAAGGCCAGCGAUUGUGCAUCGCACAAGCGCAAAUCGGCAUCAUCACGUUGGAUUUGUACGGAGUGGGUCUGAACAAGACACAGAAGAUGCCAAGCUCCACGGAGCAUUGCAAGGAGACCGGCUCCACCAUCACCAUGGUGCAGAGCAUGAGUUUAAGCAUCUCGUCGAGCCAACUGGCGACGCGCCACCGACUCCAGCAUUACACAGCUUGAACUCGCCAUGGUACAGGGACGUGGAAAAAGAAGGCGUAGACUACAUGACAGCUGGAAACCCUGCUCGAGCUGAGCCUAAUAUGAACGUUGAUGGAGGUAUUUCUAGAGUGGGGACCGGCUUGAAUUUUGAUAGAGGGGCUUCAACUCCCACAACGCCAAAGUCUCAUUCUCAACGGUAUACCGCCGGUCUCCGAGAUGGACCUGCCUUGUCGUUUGCUCAGCAGCUGAAACCUUACAAUGGACGGAUACACCAAGAUAAGUGGCUCCGGGUAGCCAUACGCCCUUUCAUUCUCUUUGCCUACCCAGCGGUCCUCUGGUCUGCUAUUGUCUACUCCUGCGCUGUGGGAUGGUUGAUUGUACUCUCCGAAUCUGUUGCGGUCAUUUACCGAAGCCCUACCACUUAUGGAUUUUCCGCCCUCUCAACGGGUUUGAUCUAUCUUUCCCCGUUUAUUGGCGGAAUUCUCGGUACCGCGGUGGCUGGCAAGGUCAGCGAUAUCAUUGUCCGAGCCAUGUCGAAACGCAACGGCGGUCUAUACGAACCGGAGUUUCGUUUGGUGAUGGCUGCUCCUGUCGCAAUCACUACGGUCAUCGGCCUCAUGGGAUACGGCUGGUCCGCCGAAGUCCACGAUGCGUGGAUCGUUCCUACCAUCUUCUUCGGCGUCAUCUCCUUCGGUUGCUCUCUCGGCUCAACAACAGCCAUCACUUUCUGUGUCGAUAGCUAUCGCCAGUACGCUGGGGAGGCCCUCGUCACGCUCAAUUUCAGCAAGAAUAUCUUCCACGGUUUGGUAUUCAGCCUGUUCUUCCCGCGGUGGCUGGAGCGCAAGGGCUCCAAGUCAGUGUUCAUAUGGUUGGGCGUCAUACAGUUGAUCCUCAUGACUUUCACGGUCCCCAUGUAUAUUUUUGGCAAGAGGGCGAGGAUGUGGACUGUGAGGAAGAACUUGAUGGAGAAGUUCUAG